Scutellospora calospora is the source of this 229-nucleotide messenger RNA. Lineage: Eukaryota; Fungi; Glomeromycota; Glomeromycetes; Diversisporales; Gigasporaceae. The record is from the annotation of a GenBank genome assembly.
CCAAUCAGAAUUUUCGGCUAACUGCAAAGAGAAUGUGCGAAAGGUUAAUUUUACAGCAAAUUUUUGUUUCGGAUUUUCAAACAAAGCGCUUUUUCCACAAUCUCAUGCAAAUCAACGUCCACAAUCUCAUGCAAAUCAACAUCAUUCAAGAGCUUUUAUUUCAACAUCUUUUAGAGAGUGGCAGGGUCCUGCUGCAAUUGUCACAGAUUCUGCGAUGACGUACAAAUAA